Messenger RNA from Cheilinus undulatus (humphead wrasse), 4094 nucleotides. It is a transcript of the gene cul4b, whose product is annotated as cullin 4B. Gene Ontology annotation, biological process: ubiquitin-dependent protein catabolic process; protein ubiquitination; DNA damage response. The transcript has 20 exons. Gene Ontology annotation, molecular function: ubiquitin protein ligase binding. NCBI's taxonomy places the organism in Eukaryota, Metazoa, Chordata, Actinopteri, Labriformes, Labridae. The record is from RefSeq and is a predicted model, not a curated record. Gene Ontology annotation, cellular component: Cul4B-RING E3 ubiquitin ligase complex. Bases 431 to 3022 code for a protein of 863 amino acids.
GGGUCAUCGACUAGCUUUCAACGAGCGAAUAUUUCCCCGUGUAUACCAGCCGUUGUUAAACUACCAUGCUAGCUUAAUUUAGCCGUAGCUACAUUUCUCCUGUAAAUAUUCGUCUUUUACGGUCGCUUGACUUAACCGCUCUCACUGAACGGUUGUACAACGCGGUUAGACAAGCGAGGCAAAAAGAGGAAGCAAUAGCCAACCAUCUUUCUUCUUCUGCCAGCAAUAACAAGAAAGAGACCAGGCUAGAUUUAAGUAGAGCUGUGUAGUUUACAAUAUAAUUUCUGUUUUAUACUGGAGAAAGGACUUGGGGAAAACCUCUCCGUGUGAAGAAAGAGAAAAGCCCUCGGACACUGAGCUCAUCUCCCGGCAAGCCUGGAAGUUUAGUAACAGAAGACUGGCUGUUAAGAAUUAGUAUUCCCGUUUUUUCAUGUUUCCAACAGGUUUAUCUUCCCCUAACCCCCCACCACCGCCAACCCAGGAGGCUAGACCUGCGUCUACUGAUGUCAAAAACGAAAGCGGUAACAUCACAUCUCCGAAGAAGAGGAAAAUAAACGGCUCCGAGAGGGACGACACUACUGACACGAUCUCCUCUUCGCCUCCCAAGACCCUGAAUUCCUCCUCUUCUUCCUCCUCCUCCUGCUCUCCCACUCCGCUGCACAUUCAGAAGAAGUUGAGGUUUGAGGAUUCAUUGGAUUUCAUUGGACUGGAUGUGAAAAUGGCUGAGGAGGCUACCGCUGCUUCGUGCUCCAACAACAAAAGCAAAGCCGUGUUCCUGUCCGGUGGCGUGGGACACCAUGCAAACGGACUGACGAAAACCGCAGGCUCCGGCACCUUUUCCAACAGUAAACCCGGUGCUGCCAAGAAACUAGUCAUCAAGAACUUCAAAGAAAAACCCAAAUUGCCCGAGAAUUACACACAGGAGACGUGGCAGAAGCUGAAAGAGGCGGUGGAGGCCAUACAGAACAGCACUUCAAUCAAGUACAAUCUAGAGGAGCUCUACCAGGCUGUGGAGAACCUGUGCUCUCAUAAGAUAUCUGCCAAGCUUUACAAACAGCUGAGGGCCGUGUGUGAAGACCACAUCAAGGCACAGAUUGAUCAGUUCAGAGAGGAUGCUCUGGACAGCGUGCUUUUCUUAAAGAAAAUCGACAAGUGCUGGCAGGAUCACUGCAGACAAAUGAUCAUGAUUAGGAGUAUAUUUUUGUUUUUGGAUCGCACCUAUGUUUUACAAAAUUCAAUGCUGCCAUCUAUCUGGGAUAUGGGUCUGGAGCUGUUCCGGUUCUAUAUCAUCAGUGAUCUGAAGGUCCAGAGUAAAACUAUCGAUGGGAUUCUGCUGCUCAUUGAGAGAGAGCGAAACGGAGAGGCGAUAGACCGGAGUCUGCUGAGGAGCCUGCUGAGUAUGCUCUCUGACCUGCAGAUUUAUCAAGACUCCUUUGAGCAACGAUUUUUGGAGGAAACUAAUCGACUGUACGCUGCUGAGGGACAGAGGCUGAUGCAGGAGAGAGAGGUACCAGAAUAUCUUCACCAUGUCAACAAACGCUUGGAGGAGGAGGCUGACAGAGUCAUCACAUACCUCGACCAGAGCACACAAAAACCACUCAUUGCUACUGUGGAGAAGCAGUUGCUGGGUGAACAUCUCACUGCUACUCUUCAAAAAGGGCUGACUCACCUGCUGGAUGAAAACAGAAUUCAGGAUCUGUCUCUGCUCUAUCAGCUCUUCAGUCGAGUGAGGGGUGGAGUUCAGGUGCUUCUGCAGCACUGGAUAGAGUACAUAAAGGCUUUUGGAAGCACAAUUGUAAUCAAUCCAGAAAAGGACAAAACUAUGGUGCAAGAGCUUCUGGACUUUAAAGACAAGGUGGAUCAUAUUAUCGACAUCUGCUUCAUGAAGAAUGAGAAGUUUGUUAACGCUAUGAAGGAGGCUUUCGAAACUUUCAUAAACAAACGGCCAAAUAAACCUGCAGAACUCAUAGCAAAACAUGUGGACUCAAAGCUAAGAGCAGGAAACAAAGAGGCGACAGAUGAAGAGCUGGAGAAGAUGUUAGAUAAGAUCAUGAUCAUCUUUAGAUUCAUCUAUGGAAAAGAUGUUUUUGAAGCAUUUUACAAAAAGGAUCUGGCCAAGAGGUUGCUGGUUGGAAAAAGUGCCUCUGUGGAUGCAGAAAAAUCGAUGUUGUCAAAGCUGAAACAUGAAUGUGGAGCAGCGUUCACCAGCAAACUGGAGGGCAUGUUUAAGGAUAUGGAGCUGUCUAAAGACAUCAUGGUGCAGUUCAAACAGUAUAUGCAGUGCCAAAACAUCCCUGGCAACAUUGAGCUGACCGUGAACAUCCUCACUAUGGGGUACUGGCCAACCUAUGUCCCGAUGGAGGUGCACUUGCCUCCCGAGAUGGUGCGACUGCAAGAGAUCUUCAAGACCUUCUACCUGGGCAAACACAGCGGCAGGAAGCUGCAGUGGCAGUCGACACUCGGCCACUGUGUCCUAAAAGCGGAAUUUAAAGAGGGCAAAAAAGAGCUGCAGGUGUCACUUUUCCAAACACUUGUGCUACUCAUGUUUAAUGAAGGAGAGGAAUUUACUUUGGAGGAGAUCAAACUGGCAACAGGAAUAGAGGACAGUGAACUGCGCCGGACUCUGCAGUCGCUAGCCUGUGGAAAGGCUCGCGUCCUCACUAAAAUCCCCAAAAGCAAAGACGUGGAGGAUGGGGACAAGUUUUCCUGCAAUGACGACUUCAAACACAAACUGUUUAGGAUCAAAAUCAACCAGAUUCAGAUGAAAGAAACGGUGGAAGAGCAGGCGAGCACCACAGAAAGAGUCUUUCAGGAUCGUCAGUAUCAGAUCGAUGCUGCCAUCGUGCGGAUCAUGAAGAUGAGGAAGACUCUGAGCCAUAAUCUCUUGAUGUCUGAAGUGUACAACCAGCUCAAAUUCCCUGUCAAGCCUGCUGACUUGAAGAAGAGGAUAGAGUCUCUUAUUGACAGGGACUAUAUGGAGCGUGAUAAGGAGAACCCCAACCAGUACAACUAUGUGGCUUAGAGAAAGAGAAAGACGGUCCAGUCAAGCUGAGGUGAAUGGUCUCUCAAUCUUUUGCUCCAGAGGACAUUAACUUUCUAUCAUCUUCAACCCAGCGACCGACAAGUGAAUGGUUACUGCUCCACAGGAUUUCUGUCAGGGGUCUUGUGAUCCUGUGGACUGCAUGCCCAUUGAAAAGAGAAUAUUGUCCAUGUUUCUCAGUGCAGCUGAGAGACUUGGGCUCCUGCGGACAGACAAAGAAGACACACAGAUGUUGUUGCAUUUGCUUUUUUUUUUUUAAAGGAGAGGAAAGAUAUUUAUUUUCAAACUUAGGUUCUUCUUUGUCCAUAGUUUGAAACAACAUGCUCUUUGUUAUCAAGUCACUUUUUUCUUUCUUUUUCACACCGUAUCCCAAGCAAAUGCUGACACACUAAACAAAGCUCUAAAUGUACCACAUGUUGGAGAGAAAAAGGAUCAAAAAUUAAACUGAUGCUUGUUUCUUCAGUCAGUGUCAAAUGUUGGACUAGUGGACUGACAUUAAUCUUAGUGAGAGAUUUACAAUUUGGGGGAAUGUCUCUGUCCGAAUGUAUGAUUUUGCAGCAAGUUUAACCGAUUUUAAGGCUUUGUAGCCAUCUGGUAAAGCUGUGUUCAUUAACACACAGACAGUUUGUGCCAAAAAAGGAGCACUUAUUUAGCUAUAGGGCAUGUUCAAGCUGCUAAAAAGGUCCAGUUGUACAAGUAUAUGCAUUUUAUCUCUAUCGUUUGUUUUUCUUUGUAUUUUUUUGUACAUACUUCACAAAAGUGACAUUUUAAAGGAUCUCACUUGAGAGUCAACUGCUCUUUUUUACCUUUAGAAGUAUACCGAAAGCACAACAACUUGAAAGCCUAUUUCUCCUUCAUCCCCGGUGUCAUAACACAUUUACACAAAAUUUUGUAUGUCUCCUUGUGAGUUUUUCAGGUCUUACUGAAAACGUGUGUGUAUGUUGUGGGGUGACAUGAUUGGAUUGCCUCAACAUAAGUAAAUAUGGCUGAAUAGACAUGCCCUUUUUGUAAGAGUCUGUUAAAUUUAAAGCUUCAGAUUAAAGUAACUGUUUCA